AUGCAAUCCAGUAUAUAUUUGAAUAAUGUAAGCAAUGUCAAUAGCAACAGUGGACUCUUCACUAGCUCUCAAGAAGAUGCUUGGCAGACGCUUUGUGUUCGUGUCUUACCUUUAUUUAACGGCGAAGGCCCACAAGGAGCAAUUGAAGAUUUGAAUGAAUUAUUAAGGCGCUGCUUAACGGAUCCUAUUUCACCUCAGUUUUAUCAUGACAUUGAAGCAUUAUUGAGAGAUGGCAUGUUUACAUUAAAUUCUAAAAUGUUUGGUGUGACAGAUGAAAAACUGCUGGAUAGACUGGUCGAACAGUGGUCCUUCUUCUUCACUUAUGCCUUACCUUAUUUUGAAGCUGUAUUUUUACCUUUACGUACAGACAUAAUAUACCGAUCUGCUGACGAAGCUGAGGCAUGGAAUGUGAGAAAUAUGGCAUUAAGGAGCUUUAGAGACAAUGUUAUCUUGCUGCAGACAAAACGGCUAGAAGGUAACAAGCAUCCUUCCUCAGUAUUUUUCUAA
Rhizopus microsporus ATCC 52813 is the source of this 507-nucleotide messenger RNA. RefSeq names its product HbrB-domain-containing protein. Gene Ontology annotation, biological process: TORC2 signaling. The record is from RefSeq and is a predicted model, not a curated record. The coding region runs from base 1 to 507 and encodes 168 amino acids. NCBI's taxonomy places the organism in Eukaryota, Fungi, Mucoromycota, Mucoromycetes, Mucorales, Rhizopodaceae. The transcript is spliced from 2 exons. Gene Ontology annotation, cellular component: TORC2 complex.